UUUCGGGGGGGGGGAAUCGAAUUGUCAUCGCAGUGGGAUGUUAUCAGUUUAUGUACUAGUGUAUGUGAGCGUAUGUUUCACCAGUGACAAGUCCUACGAGAAGAUAGAGACAGACACAUUACAUAUCGUGCAACUGGAAUAAUAUAUUUCUGCAGACAGAUGUAUUUGCAUUGAUUUUUUUCCAUCUUUGGGCUGCUCAUAUUUUAGCAGCGUGGUGAUCGGUGUAGCGAUCACCGUUUCCUUGCUGUCUGGGAGAUCAUCUGUUGCUGCAGCCGGCUUCAUUGAGGGAGGGGAACAAGCGUUAGAGACCCUUCCCACACCGACAGUGUUGAGAAAUUCGGGGUCAGCAUUUUGCCAUUUUCUUGUAUUUCUCCCUUUUCAGGAGCGUGCAUUCUUAUGGAAAUGGUAAAAAGACUCUUACUACUGCUGCUGCUCCGGCUUUCCUUGCAUGCUAGGUUCUGAUCUUACACACCGAUCCUUUAUGAUGGCCCCCAGCCGGCGUUUUUGAGCCACGCUCAUCUUUUCAUCUUUGAACCUUAACGAACAUCACUGUCGAGCGCUGGCUUUGUCUUGAAAAUAUCUUGAAAAAUCCGUGAAUCGCUAUUGGAUUGAGGGUACUCCGAUUAUUCUGACUCGUUGAGGUCGCGCACGAUUCGGGAUAAAUGCUGAUGAUGGAGGAUGACACCGAACUGGAGGCGCAUCAGGUUGACAUCGAUUCGGAUCUGGAGCCGCGCAGCCGGCCACGCUCGUGCACCUGGCCACUACCAUGUCCGGAUGACUUCCCCGCCGGCACGGUAGACAGGGGUCUCCCCCUGCCCUCCGUGAAGGUCGAGCCAGAGAACGUUCCCACGUGCCGAGCCGAGAGGAACGGAGGCGCACCGACCGAGCUGAAGCACCCCGCGGGUGCCGCCACUCCCGCCGCCGCUGCUAUGCCGUGCAUGGCCGGAGCCGCGCUCGACGUGGCCGGUCAGCUGCGCAAAGCCAAGUCCUCGCGGCGCAACGCGUGGGGCAACCAGUCGUACGCAGACCUCAUCACCCGGGCCAUUGAGAGCACCCCGGAAAAGCGGCUCACACUGUCGCAGAUUUACGACUGGAUGGUCCGAUAUGUACCUUAUUUCAAGGAUAAAGGCGACAGCAACAGCUCAGCCGGGUGGAAGAACUCGAUCCGACACAAUCUUUCCCUGCACACACGUUUCAUCCGGGUGCAGAAUGAAGGGACAGGAAAAAGUUCCUGGUGGAUGCUGAACCCAGAGGGUGGAAAAGCAGGAAAGGCUCCCAGACGUCGAGCAGUAUCCAUGGACAACAAUGCCAAGUACUUGAAGAGCAAGGGAAGAGUCAGCCGGAAGAAGUCAGCAGGCAGAGCAGGGCUUGGUGCAGGGAAUGGGCUGCAAGGCUCCCCAGAAGAUGGUAGCCCUGCCAGGAGGGGGACAGGGGUGGGCAGCAGCAGUGAGGAAUUUGAUGCCUGGACAGACAUCCACUCCCGUGCCAGCUCCUCUGCCUCCACCCUUAGUGGCCGCUUGUCCCCCAUCUUAGCUGAGGCAGAAAUGGAGGAGCCUGAAGAAGGAGUCCUGUCAUGCUCUGCCUCUCCUCGUCUCUAUCCCAGUCCUUCUAGUGCCCGCUCCCCAGGUCUGGGUGCUGGUGGACACUGUCCCUCAGUAGAGCUUCCCCAGCUGGCUGACCUGACCGGAGCCAUCAGUCUGGAGGAAAGGCUCUUGGAUGAAGGAUACCAUCAGACCCCCAGGCACAAGCAGCCAAGUUUUCAUUAUGGAUCCACUACCAAAAGCCAAGGCUCCUACUGCAGCUCUGUAUAUGGCCAGCCAGCUAUGGGCAUGUUACGGCACCACUCACCCAUGCAGACCAUCCAGGAAAACAAACCUACCAACUUUCAAGGCACCAUGCGAGGUUACCCUGGCUCUAAUGCCCUGCAGAACCUGCUCACCAACGGUGCUCAGUACUGUGGCAAGGAAAUGAUGUUGAGACCAGAGGUAGAGCCACAUUCCCUAAUGGCCCCUUCCAGCAAUGGGGUCAGCUCCCAUAGACAUGGUCAUGCGCACAACCACAGGCACAAUCCAAACCACCACAAUGGCCACAACCCUAGUCAUAAUCCCAACCCCAACCAUAAUCCCAGUCAUAGUCUCAACCCCAGUAGUAAUUCCAGCCAUAAUCCUAACCAUAACCACAGUUCCAGUCGUAAUCACAAUCCCACUCACAACCACAAUCCUAACCGCAACCACAACCCUAGUCACAACAACGGCCACACACACACUCGACCUAAUCAACAGCCGGCUCUCAACCCCCAAGUCAGCAAUGGACUUCUCCAACCAUACAGUCUCAAAGCCCCUGAUCUAUACAGCCCCACUGCCCAUGCCCACCUCCCUGCCUCCACUUCCCUGCCACCCAACCCAGCUGGCAUGCUAGGAAUGCCCCAGGACUCUUGCCACCUGGCCACGGCCCCCCACCCUCGUCAUCAACCCUUCCCCGGAGAUCACCACCAGGGGAUGGGGGAUUCCCGACAUGGACAUUAUCAGCACUCACAGAAUGGUGGUGUCGGUGGCUACCAGGGGUACCACCACCCACAUCACCCCCAUGCCCACCACCCCCAUGACCGAUUACCUGCUGACCUGGACUUGGACAUUUUCCACGGUAGCCUGGACUGUGACGUGGAGUCCAUUCUCCUCAAUGACUUCAUGGACUCUGAGGAGAUGGACUUCAACUUUGACAGUUCCAUGUCCCAAGGUGUUGGAGUAGGUGUGGGCAUGGGAAUGGGGAUGGGUGUGGGAAUGGGCAUGGGGGUUGGCAUGAGUGUGGGUGUUGGAAUGGGUGGACUUCCUGGGCCCCCACAAUCCCACAGCAACCAGAGUUGGGUGCCUGGCUGAGCUGUCAAGAUGCCUCCCCCUGAACUGAAUUGGAGACAACAGUGAAGGAUGAGGUCUCACCCCCAAGUGACUUUUUUGACCAACUGCAUGACUGUGAUUCCUCAGCUAAAAGGAGAAAAUAGUGUGACAGGAACACAGACUGAGGACUGGAUAUAUGUUGACCCCCCAUAAAGCAGGUCCUCCCUUGUCUUUUUCUGUCUCACCAAUACCCACUCCUGCGCUUGCCCUAAACACUGUGUUCAUGGUUUAUGUCCUCCAGUCUCUGAGAUCAGUUGUACCGUGAUGACAAUCCCAAACGUGUUGCCACUAUCAGCAAUUGCCUUCAUCUCCCAUCACCCCUAAGCUCUCCAGCACUUUAUAGACAGUGAAAUGGCGCUCGAAUGUGCUGAGCCCAGGGGCAGCUGGCUGAAGCAGGACAUCUUUGGAGUAUGUCACAUGCUGCCCUGUGAGUGUGCUCAGGCCAGAUAAAACAUGUCUUCUCACCAACAAAAUAACUACCGCCAAGCAGGGGUGUCGACUCUCCUACACAUCACUGUGACUACGCACACAGCUGGACCAGCCCCGUCUGGGGCAGAGAGCCCCUUUUCGCAUACUUGUCCUUGUCUCUGCCCUGCAGAUAUGAUCACAUUCCCCUGCUGAUCGGGAUGGCUCAUCUCUCAAAAGGCCUGUUGACGAGGCUUGAUUGAAAUUCCACGUCUUGCUUUUAAUCUCCAAAGUGAUUCCGUGGUGAUGUAUCAUUAUUGCAAAUUUAAUGCAGCAGGAUUUUUUUUUUCCAAUUCCGCAUCCUCUGGAUGCAAUAACAUAAUGCGUUGAGUGAAUGGAAUGAUUAACAUCAAGUCAUUCUGCAGUAAUGGAGCUAGUGCUGCUUGAUUAUCCUGAAAAGGUGAGAGAAACCAGCAGGUUCCCCUGUAACUGGUUCACCUCUCCUCCCUUUUUUGUGUACUCAUUUUGCUUCCAUCCUACAAAGAAGAACUGACAUUUAGACUGACUGUACAUCUUAAAUGGGUGGUGUGCUGUACAAUCGUCCUCGUCUGUCUUGUUCUUUUGCGGCAACGUUUUAUAUUAUCGUUCCUGCUUUGUUUUCAAAUGGUGCUCGCGGAUUUGACCGCAUCUUGACCAUGUUACAGCCAUGGCUGGGUGUCAUGGUUGUAUCUUUUUUGUUUUUACUUCAAUCAGGCAAUUGUCUUGGCAUUAGAGCUGUCAGACAGGGUUAGCCCCAGUCUCUCCUUCACACCAUCGCUGUUCAUUUUCCUCGUUGUUAUGUGAAAGAUCAGGGUCAUUUAUCAUGGAGUUGUCUGGGCAGGAGGUGUAAGUGUGUGUUUUAGCCCCACGGCAGUGAGAACUGGCUAGGGUACCUCUCCACUACGCAUGCUUAUACACGAGCUGGCAUUGUUACAGAGAGCUACUUUGGCAACAGCUUUGGCUACCACACUCAUGCUUUGCUCACCCCUUUGAGUCCAUAAAUGGUCCCAGCAAAAGCUGAUAUCUGGUUACCAGUGGAACAACUGUUAUGAAGUGGGCACCACCUGUGUGAUUGAACCAGGCCUAAAAGUUCAGUAGGAGCGACAUGUAUGAUCUUGUGGUUCCAUAAUGGCUUCUCAUCUCUUUGGCAGAGGUUAAGGUCAUUAUCAUGGAGAGGAAAGGGACAAGAGUACCUUACCCUAAUUUCUUUAGUAUGGCAUUGUUUCAGAUGCCUCUUUGGACAUAUUUCUCAUAUUUUUUGCCACCUGGAGUAAAUACGGGCAUAGACACAAUUGGGGUUGAGUCUGAAUUUGGUCCAGUGCUCUUGUAGACAUUUGUGCAUUAAGCUUGUAUCACGGUGGUGUAGAGAAAUAAAUACAGAAAUCCACAGAGGACUGCCCUGGUAUUUAUAUAUGAAGCUACAUAUGGAUAAUAUAUACAACAUAUUUAUUAAUGAAAGAGUUGGGUCUUUCUUUAGUGUAGUAACACUCUGCUGAACCCUGAUCCCCAU
Messenger RNA from Scleropages formosus (Asian bonytongue), 4848 nucleotides. RefSeq names its product forkhead box protein O3-like. Gene Ontology annotation, biological process: regulation of transcription by RNA polymerase II. Gene Ontology annotation, molecular function: DNA-binding transcription factor activity, RNA polymerase II-specific; RNA polymerase II cis-regulatory region sequence-specific DNA binding. Lineage: Eukaryota; Metazoa; Chordata; Actinopteri; Osteoglossiformes; Osteoglossidae. The transcript has 2 exons. The record is from RefSeq and is a predicted model, not a curated record. Bases 663 to 2876 code for a protein of 737 amino acids. Gene Ontology annotation, cellular component: nucleus.